AUUUAUCUUGCAAUCAUGGUGAAAUUGACAACAGACAUCGUUGAAAGGAAAUAUUCUCAAAUACUAAGUAGUAAAUCACUCAGUAAAACAAUAAAAAAAGAUGAAUUGUGGAAGUUGACUCAUCUACAUAUGAAUGACAUGUUUAUCAGCAGUAUUGGUAACAUUGCUAUUUAUACAAGUUUAAAAGUCCUAUAUCUUCAGAAUAAUAAUAUAUCAAAAAUAAAGAAUCUACAUUUUGCAUGUAAUUUGACACACCUGUAUCUACAACAUAAUGCUAUAACAAAAAUGGAAAAUUUAGAAUCUCUGCAAAACCUCCAAAAGUUAUAUUUAGGACACAAUAAUAUUAUUGUAAUUGAAGGAUUGCAAAAUACAAAGAAAUUACAAGAGUUACAUAUCGAGAGUCAAAGGAUACCACUCGGUGAAUCGCUAUGCUUUGAGCCACGCAGCGCUUUCACUUUAUCCAUGUCACUAAAAGUUCUUAAUAUUUCCGAUAACAAAAUGACGUCCUUAAGAAAUUUAAUAGGAUUUCAAGAAUUACAUACGUUGGAUGCAAAAAAUAAUCUCAUCGAUAACGUGGGCGAUUUAAGUGCAGCAAUAAGUACAUUGACCUCUUUGAAAGAUCUGUCUUUACAAGGUAAUCCCGUUACCUGGUCUUACAGAUAUAAGGAAAAUCUGAUUGCAAACAGCGUUUUGCUAGCUAAUCUCGAUGGGAAAAUUGUAACUGACGUUUGUCGAAGUUUUAUGAAAAGAUUUAAAAUGGAGAAACACAAUCGUCGUACAAGAAACGCAACUAAAGUCCCAUUAGGAGAUGAUAUAACAAGUUCUCUCAACUUGCCACCAGCCUUCAAAAGAUCUAUUUCGAGAGCAAUUUUUCAGCCUCCUGGACCGCAUUUGUCUAUAACAAUUACUCCUGGAUCUCUCUCGGUGGAAAAUCAGCUGCAAGUGUUUCCGCCUUGGAAGUCAGCAUCUGGCAUCAAAAGUACCAAGGAUAAUCGUAUAACACCAAGACCAUUUUGGGGUAACGUAACUAAAAACAAGGAGGCCUGUUUAUCGCGCUGUCACGUCAAUAAUAAAGCAAUUGCACUACCGUCUAUUUAAUUACAUCUAGCAAUUUUUUAACAGUUAUUAUUAGUAUAUUUAAUCAUGUUAUCUUAGGCUGAAUCAUUACAGUAUAUUAUGAUUGCAAAAAUUAUGAGUGUAAAGAAUUAAAAUUUGUAUGAAGUUAUGA
Messenger RNA from Vollenhovia emeryi, 1228 nucleotides. RefSeq names its product protein phosphatase 1 regulatory subunit 42-like. The transcript has 6 exons. The coding region runs from base 16 to 1098 and encodes 360 amino acids. Gene Ontology annotation, molecular function: protein binding. NCBI's taxonomy places the organism in Eukaryota, Metazoa, Arthropoda, Insecta, Hymenoptera, Formicidae. The record is from RefSeq and is a predicted model, not a curated record.